AUGAAGGCCACUGGAGGCCACAAAGGCCAGCCAAGAGUUCUGAGAGCCUGCGAUUCAUGCACAUACGCAAAGCAAAGGUGUGAUGGACAGCAACCGUGCCGGCGUUGCGCAGAGCGCAAGGAGGACUGUAAGUUCACCAAGGAAGUGCGAAAGCGCGGCCGGCGACCAAGAAACAGUCUCGGUCCCGUUCACCGGGCAGACGACAUGGAUGGGGACAGGGAAUCCCAAAAGACUCAGUCGGCAAGUCCUCAUGGCACGAUAUUUUCGAGCGGCACAUCGACGCAGGAGGGCCUUUCGGUCGAGUCGUCCCUGGAUCCCCGGUCCUAUCUGACAAGCCCUCCUGGAGCGGACAAAUCGUCAGGAAAGGAUCUAGUGUAUCAGAAACGCGACGACUUCUUGAACGGGAUGUUCCCGACGCCAAAGACUAGCGUCCGACUUGAACCUCUCCAAAAUGUGAUGUCUCCCACUCAUAUUUCUCUCGACCAUCGUGGAUCGCUACCAAGCAUUCACCAGGCAGUCUUUGAUAAUGUUCCCGGACCGCGUUCCGAUCCAUUCACUCUACGGACACCCUACCGCUGCCUAGAAUCAGUUCUUCCUCGCUUGAGUGGCAUCCUUCUCGCCGAAGAAGCAUCUGAGAUGGUAGAAAUAUUCUUCAAUGAAAAGCACAAUUCCAUGUUCAAAUCUACGUCACCUUACAUGCUGGCUCAUGUAUUGCAUCCUUCCUCGGUCCUUCAUCCUACGGAUGCACGUCCAACUUCACCUGCCCUCAUCGCAGUCAUCCUCUUUUGCGUCACGCAAACUGCGGAUAUGCGGAUAUUCGAUACACCAGGUGCUCGGGAGCGCACGAGUGUUGACUUGUACCGGCUGUCAAUGGACCUGCUUCAGUCAGAAGACCCGGACAACUACUUUAGAUCAUCGGAUGGGUGGCAAUUUCAUCCUCAUCCCAGCACCGGCCCACCAAGCAACUCUCAUACAGCACCCGACCGGCAAAGUAGCGGCACGGCCCUUUUGCCGCGCCAACUCGGCUCAACCGAUACAAUCUUGGCUGUAGCAAUCUUGACUAUCGUGAUCUCUGGGGGACAUUAUAAGGCGGAUGCGCUCAAAUGGCGGGACAAGCUGAUCCGGCUCGUGCGAGCAAGUGGACUCAGCAUGGAAGACCAGGACAUCGAUCUUGGUCCAGUAUUCUGCGGACUUUAUAAUGGCGAUGCCACUUUUCGGAGAUGGAUGGUCGCCAAAGAAGAGCGUAGGCGGCUGUUCUGGCUUAUAUACUGUCUAGAUCGUCAUUUGGCCUUAUCUUUCAACAUGCGUACAAGCAUUGCCGAGGGGACCUUUUGUGUCCGGACGCCCUUGCCCGAGAAGCUGUGGCAAACGCUUGACACGGUCGAUCUGAACAAUGUCCCUGCAAACGGACUCGGCCCCCCAUCACAGAUUUCAGGGACCGGGUUCUUCGAAUACUUUCUACCCUUGGCAAGGGUCUUGGGUCAUAUUAUUGAUCUCCACCACCUCAAGGCCCAUCCCACGCUAGGGCGGUUCAUCCCACUCGAAGCCAUCCAGCAUAUCGAGACCAUGAUUGCACAGCGAGAACAGGAAGUCAACGAUCUGGAGAAUCACGCGGAACCGACUUACCCCAAUGAUAGUGCUGCGCGGUCUCAUCCUCCAUCGUCCGACGCGGGAAUACCUCCCCGGGUCGAUUCCUACGGAUCUCCCUCGGCGACCAUGACAAAGGACUCCAAGGUUCAACUGGUCAAGAUCUACAGCAGCUACCUACUGCACGUCUUCUACAUCCUUCUGCAUGGGAAAUGGGAUCCUAUUUCCAUGAUAGAAGACCGGGACGAUUGGAUUACUUCGGAGAGCUUCGUGACAUGUGCUUCGCAUGCCCUGAGCGCGUCGGGGGUCGUCUCACAGAUUCUCACCAUCGAUCCGGAGAUGACUUUUAUGCCAUACCUUUUCGGCAUCUAUCUGCUGCAGGGAAGUUUCAUCCUUCUUCUUUUUGUGGAUCGCAUGCCAGAACUGGGACCCAACCGUUCUGUGGAAGAGGUCUGCGAAACGAUCAUCCGGGCCCAUGAAGUCAGCGUCGUUACCCUCGAUACAACCUUCCAAUGCGCCCUUCUAAUCCUUGUGUUUGGGCAGAAAAAUUUCCGCAAAGUCUUCCGAUCAAUGCUGUACGAUGUCCAGCAAGCUGGACCGCACUCGUGGGAUGAGCACAAGGCUCGACGCAGAGAGUUACUCUCAUUAUAUCGAUGGACACCGCUGGCGCAAGGUCUUGCAUAUUGA
Messenger RNA from Penicillium diatomitis, 2274 nucleotides. RefSeq lists its product as uncharacterized. NCBI's taxonomy places the organism in Eukaryota, Fungi, Ascomycota, Eurotiomycetes, Eurotiales, Aspergillaceae. Bases 1 to 2274 code for a protein of 757 amino acids. The record is from RefSeq and is a predicted model, not a curated record. Gene Ontology annotation, biological process: regulation of DNA-templated transcription; DNA-templated transcription. The transcript is spliced from 6 exons. Gene Ontology annotation, molecular function: DNA-binding transcription factor activity, RNA polymerase II-specific; DNA binding; zinc ion binding.